AUGCAGCGCAUACUCUAUCACACCCGAAACGGCGCCUCGUUACUAAGAGUAAAUCACCCGCACCACCACCUCCUCCCCCUCCACUCACCACUCCUCCCUUCUCUCCGCAUCCUUCUCCAUCCCCCUCCCUUCCUCCACCCUAUACCACACCCCCCCCCCUCCACUCCCUCCAUCAUUCACCCCAACCACUCUUCUCUCUCAUCCUUCACCACUCCUCGCCUCCCUCCAUCCCCCGCCAACCCCACCCCCUCCAUAUCACCCAUCCCAACCCCUAUUCUCGAGCCACGAGAAUGUGCUCCUCUUGCUGCCUCAGGUGCUCGUCCUGUUCCUUCAGUUGCUCCUCCUGCUGCCUCAGGUGUAACUCUUGCUGCUCCUUUUGUUCCCUCAAAUGGUCCUCCUGCUGCCUCAGAUGCUCGUUCUGUUGCUUCAGAUGCUCCUCCUGUUGUCUCAGGUGUUCCUCCCUCUGGCUCAGAUGGACCUCUUCCUCCUUCAGGAGAAAAUCCUUCCUCCUCAGGUGCUUCUUCUCUGUUGCCUUCAGGUGAUUCCUCAGCUUGCAUCGCCGCCCCUUCCUCCCCACAAAAUGAUGCACCUUCGUGCUCAGGUACCUCUUCUGCUGCCUCAGGUGAUUUUUCAGGUAGCCUCUCCUGUAACCAGCGCCCUCCCCCUCAAUGA
Molecule: messenger RNA, 672 nt
Organism: Closterium sp. NIES-65
Lineage: Eukaryota; Viridiplantae; Streptophyta; Zygnematophyceae; Desmidiales; Closteriaceae
Source: the annotation of a GenBank genome assembly